Messenger RNA from Bufo bufo (common toad), 1111 nucleotides. Its product is annotated as Golgi apparatus membrane protein TVP23 homolog B-like. Gene Ontology annotation, cellular component: Golgi membrane. The record is from RefSeq and is a predicted model, not a curated record. The coding region runs from base 106 to 720 and encodes 204 amino acids. Gene Ontology annotation, biological process: vesicle-mediated transport; protein secretion. Lineage: Eukaryota; Metazoa; Chordata; Amphibia; Anura; Bufonidae. The transcript has 7 exons.
CGCAUCGAGGACGCGCUCGUAGGGGAUACCGGAAGUGAGCCGUGUACCGGAAGUGCGCCGUGUACCGGAAGUGAGCGGCUCCCGGAGAUCCUGGUCACAGCUGAUAUGAUGCGACAGGACAGUAAUGAUGAGACGGAGGACGUUUCUCUGUUUGACGCAGAUGAAGAAACCUCAAGAGUUUCCAAAAGGAAAAAGAUAAGGCAUCCCAUUGCGUCAUUUUUCCACCUGUUUUUCCGAGUGAGCGCCAUCAUCGUCUAUCUCCUGUGUGAGCUGGUCUUCAAGAGCUUCAUCGCCUGCAUGGUGACCAUUAUUCUGCUGUUGUCAUGUGACUUCUGGGCCGUGAAGAACAUCACCGGGAGGUUGUUAGUGGGACUGAGAUGGUGGAACCAAGUAGAUGAUGACGGGAAGAGCCACUGGGUGUAUGAAUCCAGGAAGACCGGAAAGAAAAUCUCCUCUGAAGCAGAGUCUCGGAUCUUCUGGCUCGGCCUCAUCUCCUGCCCCAUUAUUUGGGUUAUCUUUGCCUUCAGCGCUUUGUUUUCAUUCAAUGUGAAAUGGCUGGCUGUGGUAAUAAUGGGGGUCACUCUCCAGGGGGCCAAUCUCUACGGCUACAUCAAAUGUAAAGUGGGCACCCGCCAGAACUUGACCAGCAUCGCCACCAGUUACUUGGGUAGCCAGUUCCUCAGACAGACGUUUUCCCGGGAAGCUCAGGCAGAGUCUUAAUCCUCCUCGCCACCAGCACUAAGCGGCUUACCGGUGAGAACACGGAGAAAAGGCCUUGAUUCUGGUUACUUUUUGGCACAAUCCGUGUGUAAUUUCUGCUGCUGAUUUCCUCUCAGAACUUGCUCUCCUCAUCGCCUUGGGUUGGCUUAUACGGGAUGCUGAUCUGGGUCUGACAGAGACCUCUGUAUGAUUGCUGGGGCACGAAUCGCCCGUCACUUGUGAGGACAGGAUGGCAGCGGUGACGUCAUGAGCUGCAGGAGACACUGUGCUUUUCUAUUAAAGCAAUACAUUUCUGACAAAUGGGGCUGGUAUCUGGGUAACCGAUGUAAAUAUAUAUAUAUAUAUAUAAAAGUGUUAAGACGUUUUAUGCAAAUAAAUUAACGAUUCCUUA